Molecule: messenger RNA, 511 nt
Organism: Symbiodinium sp. CCMP2456
Lineage: Eukaryota; Dinophyceae; Suessiales; Symbiodiniaceae
Source: the annotation of a GenBank genome assembly
GCCGAGCGAUUGGAAAUUGCCAGGAGGAAGGAGGCGAAGCGGCAGGAGAUGCUCCUCCGGCUGGAGGUCGUGAACCAGACCGUCAGAAAGGAGUACAAAAAUUGCAUCCACUCUCCCGCCAAGGUCUCCUUCGACGUGGAGGUACAGGAGAUCGGCCAGCAUGCUGCGAAGUCUUCUUCGUCGUCUUCUUCGUCAACAGGAUGCGCCAAGCCGUCCAUUUUGAAGGGCAGCAAGUUUGGCAAACCUCAGAGUCAAGACGGAGCUGGGAAGCGUGGCCGUGGAGUUCCUUCCGGCGAAGACAGUCCGGGCUCCAGCGCCGACAGCGUCUACCCCGAGUUUGAGGGAGACGAUGAUGUCUUCUUCGAAGACUGCCAAGGUCUCCUACGGGACACCUUGACAAAUGGUCUGAAGCCACCGGAUCUUCAAUUGAACAACAAACGGCGCAACCAUUCAGUUCACUUCGGUGUCUACCCCGACUUUGAGGGAGACGAUGAUGUCUUCUUCGAAGACU